AUGGGUGAUAAGGUUGCACUUAUCUUUGGUUAUGGACCCAAUGUCGGGUUCGCCAUUGCAGACUCACUCGCAUUGCACGGCUACAAAGUCGCCGUAGUCUCGCGAUCAGAACAUCUUUCAGAUGCUGCAAAGAAUAAUCUCCAGAUCCAAGCCGGUCUCUCGGUCCCAUCCUCAGUUGAGAACAUUUUCACUAGAGUCAUCGGAGAACUCGGACAUCCAACAGUUGUUGUCUACAAUGGUAAGUUACUCUGUGUUUAUUUCAAGGGCGUGGAAUUCUUGAGGGGUGAGGUGCUAAGAUAUCUCCUAGCUUCUGCGGUCGGCGUCAAUCCAUCGGCUCCUCAAAUCUCUCAAUUCGAGUCCGCAAACAAUGUCAAUAUUGUCUCUGCAUAUGUUGCAGCACAAUUCGCAGUCAAAUCCUUCGCCCAAUUACCACCCGAGUCACCCAGAACAUUCAUCUACACCGGAAACAAGCUUCCCUUGAUGGUCGUACAACCACUCCUACUCCAAGGAGUGGGCAAAGCUGGUGCGGCGCACUUGAUUCAUUACUUAGCCGAGGAGUACAAAGGCAAGGGCUACAAGUCAAUAUUCAAGUAUAGGCUCUUUCAGGAAUUCUACUUUGCGGAUGAGCGUAAGCCGGAUGGAGAGCCGGUUUAUUCUGCCAUCGAUGGGUCCGCUCACGCUCACUUCUACAUCCAGCUAGCUGAGGAUAACAUGCAAGAACCAUGGUUUGCAACUUUUGUCAAAGGACAAGGUAUGUUUUUUUCCCGGAAACAUUAA
Penicillium maclennaniae is the source of this 777-nucleotide messenger RNA. RefSeq lists its product as uncharacterized. NCBI's taxonomy places the organism in Eukaryota, Fungi, Ascomycota, Eurotiomycetes, Eurotiales, Aspergillaceae. The coding region runs from base 1 to 777 and encodes 258 amino acids. The record is from RefSeq and is a predicted model, not a curated record. The transcript has 2 exons.